AUGAGCCUGCAGGCCCUAGAAAAAGGACAGAGGCAGACGUCAUGGCGCACCGAGGGGAGAACUGAGGCAGAACUCCUGAAUCAAAAGGAGCUGAAGAAGAAGGCGAAGAAGGAGGGCUGCCAUGCGCUGGCAGGGUCUCGACAAAGGCGAGGCAGCAGAACGUCCUGGGCGCCCAAGGGGAAUGCGGAGCACAUCCUGAAUCAGAAGGUGAAGAGGGGAGGCUGUCAUGAGCUGCAGGCCCUAGAAAAGGGCGAGGCAGAACGUCCUGGGCGCCGAGAGGGAGAACUGAGUCAGAACAUCCUGAAUCAGAAGAAAUUCAUUUAUAGUGCUCUGAAAGUGUAUGAUACAGAUGUGGAGGGAGCAGAUUUCCACAAUGCUCCAGAGGAAGUGCGGAGAAUCAUAAACCUUUGGGCUAAGGUCCAGACACAUGGUAAAAUCAAGGAUCUCUUCCCCAAGGACAGCUUUGAUUGUCUUGCCCAGUUGCUGCAAGUGAAUGCUCUCUACUUCAGCGGAAAAUGGCAAGUGAAAUUUGACAAAGAGCUUACAGUAGAAGCUCCAUUCUAUCCACAUUAUGCAGCUAAGAAUGACUCCCAGACUGUGCAGCUGAUGAACAGAAAAGGUGUUUACAACACAGCCAUUUUUGAUAUUGGGGACACAGAAGUGCAGGUGCUUGAAAUCCCCUACAAUGACAAUGAACUAAGCUUGGUUGUACUGCUCCCAACAGACUGCAGCCCAGAAGCUCUUGAACAGCUGGAAGAUUCUCUGACACAUGAGCAUCUGCUUGACUGGUCUUCUCAUCUGAAGCCUGCAGAAGUGGAUGUCUUCAUUCCCAAAUUCAACUCAGAGAGGAGCAUAUAUCUCAAUGAAUACCUGGAUCUGCACGAUCUUUCUGAUCCUGAAAAGGCUGAUUUCUCUCAAGCAACAGCCACAGAAGGAGUGACCCUAACUCAGCUAGUCCAUGAUGUUUUCUUUGAGAUCAAUGAAGAAGGUGGUGAAGAAGUGGAGGCCCCACAGCCCCGGAAUAGGCGCCCACGUCAGGAGGCCCUGAAGUUUGUGGCUGACCAUCCCUUCCUAUAUUUUGUCUACCACAACUGCACCCAGAGCUUUGUUGUCUUUGGCAAGUUUGCUGAACCAGAAUAAAUGGACUCUCGUGAUCCAGGCUAUGAAAUCAAUGGAAGAUGAAUAUGGAAAACCCUUUUUUUAGAAGAUGUCAGUCUUCUGCAUCUUCUUUCUCUUUGCCUUGCUCUCUGGAGUGUCCAUCAUUACUGAGAUAUAGGUCAAAGAAACUUGGUGGUGGUCCUAAUUCUCACAAUGGGACAAGGAUGCUUUAAAGACUUGAUGCUCUGCCUUUCUGCCAUUUCCUUCUGUGACUACUUUUAUCUCUUCAGCUUUUUAAAGGAUACCCUCCCCCUGACCUCUGUAAAUGGUACCAGCUCUUGAGAUCCUGAUUUUUCACAUGGCUGCUCACUAUAUUUAAAAGUCUACUACCGGGGUGGGAGAGAGCUUCUUCGGUGUACUUUUCCCUGCUACUGUAACAUCGUCUUGGGUGAACAGUCACUUCUCACUUACGUUGGCCUGUUAAAGAGGAAAUGUUUUCUUUUGUGAUAAGGUGUGAGGAAAUAAAAUGCAACAGAAUAUGAAA
Molecule: messenger RNA, 1642 nt
Organism: Sceloporus undulatus (fence lizard)
Lineage: Eukaryota; Metazoa; Chordata; Lepidosauria; Squamata; Phrynosomatidae
Product: leukocyte elastase inhibitor-like
Exons: 5
Coding region: 1-1140 (379 amino acids)
Biological process (GO): negative regulation of endopeptidase activity
Molecular function (GO): serine-type endopeptidase inhibitor activity
Source: RefSeq, a predicted model, not a curated record